AUGUUUCCUGUAACAUUGAGUUGUAUGAUUGCCACUGCAAUUAUCUUGCUGUCAUGCCCUCUGUUUUUAGAGGGUAAACAGCCGCCGCACAUAGUAUUCAUCCUAGCUGACGACUUCGGCUGGAACGAUGUUGGAUACCACGGUUCAGAGAUCAAGACGCCGAAUCUGGACAAACUGUCGGCUAAAGGUGUCCGGCUGGAGAAUUACUACGUUCAACCUUUAUGUACACCUUCCAGGAACCAAUUUAUGACCGGGAGAUAUCAGAUCCACACAGGCAUGCAGCACCAGAUCAUCUGGCCGUGCCAGCCCUACUGUGUUCCUCUGGAUGAGAAGCUGCUGCCACAGCUGAUGAGAGAGGCAGGCUAUGCCACCCACAUGGUGGGAAAGUGGCACCUGGGCAUGUACCGCAAAGACUGCCUGCCAACACGCAGAGGGUUCGACUCCUAUUUCGGCUAUCUGACAGGCAGUGAGGACUACUUCAGUCACCAGCGCUGCAGUCAUGUCCCUCUCCUGAACGUGACCCGCUGUGCCCUGGACCUGAGAGAGGGGGAGGAGGUUGCUACGGGAUACACAGGGACCUACUCCACUCAGCUGUUUACUGACCGGGUUACCAGCAUCAUCGCUAAACACAACUCCAAAAAGCCCCUCUUCCUCUACGUGGCUCUUCAAGCGGUCCACGCCCCUCUCCAGGUUCCAGAGCGCUACGUCGCCCCCUACAGUUUCAUAAAGGACCCGAACCGCAGGCUGUAUGCUGGUAUGGUGUCCGCUAUGGACGAGGCUGUGGGCAACAUCACGCUGGCACUGCAGGAGACCGGCCUCUGGGACAACACUGUACUGGUCUUCUCUACAGAUAACGGGGGUCAGACUCUGGCAGGGGGUUCUAACUGGCCUCUGAGAGGCAGGAAGUGGUCACUGUGGGAGGGUGGGGUUAGGGGCGUUGGAUUCGUGACUAGCCCGCUGCUGAAACAACCUGGGACCGUCAGCCGCCAACUCAUACACAUCUCUGAUUGGCUGCCGACACUGGUGGGCCUGGCCGGGGGAUCGACCAAUGGGACGAAGCCACUGGACGGCUAUAAUGUGUGGAACGCUAUCAGUAAAGGUCACGCGUCACCCAGACUGGAGCUGCUACACAACAUUGACCCUCUCUACGUUGACAUCGCGCCAUGUCCAGGCAGUGCUUCCCAGGGGUUGCCUGUGUCUAAUGCUCCAGUGAGGGGUGGAGGCUCCACCUCCAACCUUUGGUCCUGGUCCAACUCAGGCUUCAACGUGUCUAUCCACGCUGCCAUCCGCAGCAUGCAGUGGAAGCUGCUGACUGGCUACCCAGGCUGUGACCGAUGGUUCACCCGUCCAGGCUUGGAGAACAGUUCUGGAACCAACAGUUCUGGUUCUGUUAAUCCUCUGAAGCCUGUGAUGCUGUUUGAUGUGGAGGCCGACCCAGAAGAAAGGGAUGAGGUGUCUGACCAACACCCCGACGUGGUGGACAACCUCCUCAGAAGACUAGGCCACUACCUGCAGAGGUCUCAGCCAAUCACCUUCCCCGAUGACGACCCCAGGUGUGACCCUGGCACUGGAGCCUGGGGGCCCUGGGAAUAGACACAAUGGUGGGGAUGAUGAUGACGAUGAAGGAGAAGUGUAAAGUGCCAGAUUCCAGCUAUGAAGAGACACAUGAAGAGUAUUCAAGAUUUCAAUGAUCACUUUUCCUCCG
Molecule: messenger RNA, 1705 nt
Organism: Salvelinus namaycush (lake trout)
Lineage: Eukaryota; Metazoa; Chordata; Actinopteri; Salmoniformes; Salmonidae
Gene: arsb
Product: arylsulfatase B
Exons: 8
Coding region: 1-1593 (530 amino acids)
Source: RefSeq, a predicted model, not a curated record